Cryptomeria japonica (Japanese cedar) is the source of this 1260-nucleotide messenger RNA. RefSeq lists its product as uncharacterized. NCBI's taxonomy places the organism in Eukaryota, Viridiplantae, Streptophyta, Pinopsida, Cupressales, Cupressaceae. The transcript has a single exon. The coding region runs from base 1 to 1260 and encodes 419 amino acids. The record is from RefSeq and is a predicted model, not a curated record.
AUGGUUACAUCUGCAACGGGCCCUUAUUUCCUUAGGGAUAUUGAUUGUUCAGGGCAUACCAAGGAUGCUCAUUUUCAGUUCCAGAUCCUUAAGGAUGCUAUAGAGGAGGUUGGGCCACAAAAUGUGGUGCAGGUAGUGACAAAUGUGGCCCAUGUGUGUAAAGCAGUAGGGAAGAUAAUUGAGGCAGCCUAUAGACAUAUUUGGUGGACUCCUUGUUGUGUUCAUGCCAUGAAUAAUGCACUCAAGGACAUGGGUAAAAUCCAGAGGAUCAAAUCAACUGUUAGUGAUGCUAGAGAUGUGCAAAUGUUUAUGUGCAACCAUCAUACUUCACAUGCACUCUUUAGGACCUCCUCCAAGAAGGAAUUCCUAAAACUUGUAGAGACUCGGUAUGCAUCACACUUUAUUCUCUUGGAGAGGAUGCUUGAGUUGCAAGAGCCAUUGCAACUAAUGGUUAUGACAACAAAAUGGAAUAGGUGGCCUGAGUCAAAGACACAACAGGGGUUGAGGGUGAAGGAGGUGGUGAAGAAUGAUCUCUUUUGGACAGAUGCCAAAUAUAUUGUCUCCAUCAUUGCUCCAAUCUUCACAAUUAUUAGAUUUGGGGAUUCUAAUGCACCUUCCCUAGGAGAGGUGUAUGAGUGCAUUGAUUCUAUGCUUGGUCAAAUGAAGGUUGUUGUGCGAGAGAAGGACCCUACAUUACAAUUCUACAAUGAGCAUAUUCGGCCUAUCAUUCAUCGCAGAUGGGAGAAGCUCAACACUCCCUUACACAUGGCUGCCUAUGCAUUGAACCUGAAGUGGUACGUGCCAAGGCCAGGCAGAGUUACACCUAUAGAGGAUCCUGAGGUGAAAGACGGUUUCAUUAGUGCAAUUGACAAAAUGUAUGUUCCUACAGAGGCUAGCCAGAUUCGUAUUGAGUGGACAAAAUUUGCCACUCUAUGGGGAUAUUUAGAGGCAGCUAAGAUAGAUCUCGAGAUUAUGUCACAAGAGGACCUUAAGUUGUGGUGGACUAUACAUGGGCCUAAAUCUUCGAUAACUACUCUAGCCAUUACUUUUCUGUCCCAGGUUUCUAGUUCUUUUGCUGCUGAGAGAAAUUGGUCUACUUACAGCUCCAUCCACUCUGUUAAGAGGAACAUGCUUACCUCUAGGAGGGCAGAGAAGCUUGUGGCGGUACAUAGUGUGUUGCAUCUCAUUGAUCGCAACACAUCUACGUACAAGGAGAGUCCAGCAGCCAAAUGGGAUGUAGAGCCAGAAGAACCAGCAUAG